This is a messenger RNA of Marchantia polymorpha subsp. ruderalis, 1558 nucleotides long. NCBI's taxonomy places the organism in Eukaryota, Viridiplantae, Streptophyta, Marchantiopsida, Marchantiales, Marchantiaceae. The record is from the annotation of a GenBank genome assembly.
CGGAAUCUUGCAUCUCGUCAAUCGCCCAUGGCGAAUUGGGGAGUGGGAUCUCUCGGCGUUUCACAUGAAACAAGCGUUGGCCUUGUCAAAAUCGCCUGAUUCCUUCACGUUCUGGAUGCUGCUACGUUUGCUGCAUCGGCCGAAAUAUAUCACGAAGUCUAGGGGAUGACGUGAAUAACCGAAUCCAGCAGCCUGACCCGUGCCACCGAAGGGAUGGCACUGGCCAAGCUGCUCCUCCACUCGUGCAGAAAGAAGUAGCUAGUGGUCGUACACACGGUUGCAGCUGAUUAGCAACGAGCUGCAACAGGACCCCGACCCGGCCCGGCCCCAUGAGCAGGCCGGGAUGCAAGCGCAUGAAAAACAGAAGGAUUUCGUAUCGUAAAGGGACAUGGAAAGAGAUCGCCGUCAUAAACCUUUGGCCAACUUUCUCCUACAUUCGGAGAAGUGUCGUGAUUCUUUCUGCACUACAGGUGCCCUGGCCUACCUUGCUCUCUUUCUUUUACGCACUGGGCUCUCACGAUCAUAUCCAUGUACAGUGGGGAACAAUACCUUGCGCAGUAAGGGCAGCGAAUCUAUUGGCGUUUAGGAGAAAGCUGGACUUUUAGCAGGGCCCCGGAGCCUUAGACCUCGAGCUGACACGGGUUCGACAUAUGGAGGAUGUUAUGUACGGUCCCGUCUUUCUGCUCUGAUAAUUCUCAAUUACUCUUCGUGUGUGUAUCCACUUUCGCCCACCAUUAGAAUCGACCUCACUGUAGAUUCUCGAUCGGGCUCGUGCUCGACUUUACUUGCUCGUUGGAAGCUGAGAAACGGCUGAUCCCAGAGAACUUCGUCAAAUUAAGUUCCUGUGGAUAGGAUAAUGAGAGCCAAUGGAAGACCCGGAGGGGCCCGAUGGGGCAGAAACCUGUCACAUCUCACUUCGAACACCGCGUCCAUCGACCUGGAACGAAAUCCAUAUGCCAGAUAAGGUGACUAACGUGUGUGGCGUGCGGAGCAGGGGCCUAAGAUACCGAUAGGCGCAAAAAAUGACGACUGCAUGCUGCCUGCGCUCGUGAUCGAAGAGAGCAAGCUUUCGAGCCUUUACCAGAGAUAUGAAGGCACACUUCCUUUCGGUGUUUUUUCCAUGGUGCCUGAGUGCAGUGACCUAGCUCAGACGGUCGGUACCUCUACUACUAGAACGGCAUAUUUCGUUGCGCAGUCAGAUAUCGAUGGAAUUCUUUCAUGAGGAGCAAAUGUUGACACUUUUCCACGUUUGACCGACGUCGGACUGUUCCAAUAUAGCGACCACAGUCUCUGGGGUCUGGUCUAGUGAUCAAUCAGCUUCACGGAUUGCUGCCAGGAAUACUCAGGCCGCCCCCACAACCUCCAGCAGUAUAGUCAAAGUGAAAAGCGGAACCAUGUAAAUAUAGCAGAAAGGUCCGUGUAGCUGAUGAUGAUAGUAUGCCUUGAUACACGGACAGGUUAAGCAGACUAUACCAUAUAAGUAGAAUCACUUGGUGUUGUGCCUACAUAUUAAGCUAGCAAAUACAAAACAUUCACCCAACAAGCCGGUUAUUGUCUC